Molecule: messenger RNA, 672 nt
Organism: Hypoxylon trugodes
Lineage: Eukaryota; Fungi; Ascomycota; Sordariomycetes; Xylariales; Hypoxylaceae
Exons: 2
Coding region: 1-672 (223 amino acids)
Source: RefSeq, a predicted model, not a curated record
AUGGAUCCUAUCGGAAGCACCGAGGGUAGAGAUCGCGGUAAUCAACAAUACCGCGGCGCCCGCCGUGGUCGUGGUCGUGGUCGUGGUCGCGGUCGCGGACGGGGAGGCUGGAGCGGCGAUUCUUGGAGAUCCUUCUCUCAGCAAGGCCAAGGCAACCAAGCCACCCAAGACGCCGAGGUUGCACCCAAUAACCCCGACCCUCAGCAAGCCGGCCCCGUCAAUUCGACGCAAGGAGGCUCGGUGCUUUCGCAAGCCUACCAGGCCCUCUCGUUCCAGUUCAGAGACAAAGAGGCCGAGCUCCUUCAGCUCCAAAAUGCUUACGACGAGCUCAACGAGAAGUACCUCCGCCACCUCCGCACCAGCGCCGACCUCGAGAAAUUCGAGUCCGUCAUGAUCAAGAAGGAGGAGAAGCUUCGCGGGGACGCCGAGGAUCUACGAGAGCGCGAGCACACUCUCGCAAAGGCCAACGUCCAGCUACAGAAGAUGUUUGAGAGGCCUCGCAACCUUGAAGAUCCGGGAGUCCAGUCGUACAUCGACAGACUCACUGACAUGUUCUACGAGCUACUCCAGGUCCAAGUACGCCAGACUAACGAGAUUAAGGCGGCGCUCGAAGCCAAGAGCAAGGAGAACGAGGAGUUGCAGGCUAAGCUCGAACAUACGGGAGGGCAAUAA